AUGGCUUUUCAGCCCGGAUUGUGGUUGGUGACCAUACUGCUGGCAGCAUGGAGUUGCGUUGUCGCAGCGGAGGAGUCAGACAUCAAGUCAAUUGCGUUGAGGACACACAGUCUGCAAAUGCCCUACCUGGAUAGUGACAUGCAGAGCAGGUGGUGGGACUUUGGAGGAACGACCGUCGUUCGCGCGGAUCAAUACAUUCGCCUCUCUGGCCAACAUCCUUCGAGUGCUGGAUGGAUCUUCAGCCGUGUGCCCCUCACCGCGACGAACUGGGAGAUCGAGGUGGAAUUCAAGAUUUCAGGCACAGGUAGUCUCUUUGGCGAUGGUAUGGCGAUGUGGAUCACGAAAGAGCGCGCCGAGAUGGGAACGGUGUUUGGCAUGAAGGACCGCUUCGAGGGACUGGGAAUUUUCUUCGACACAUACAAGAAUAACCGCCCGGGUGUGGUAUUCCCCUAUGUCAUGGCCAUGCUGGGAGACGGACAGACUUCAUACGACCAGGCCAACGACGGCAAGUCGAAUGAGCUGGUAGCUGGCUGCUCUGCUCGCGGCAUAAGGAACCCUGACUUUCCCACCAAGGCUAAGGUUCGGUACUUCCAGGACAAAUCCCUGACCGUGGACUUGAUGUACAAAAAGGAGGACGAGUGGACGCGCUGCUUUGAGGCGCCAAAUGUCAAGCUCCCCUCUGUGACAUAUUUGGGCUUCAGCGCGGAGACAGGCGAGCUGGCGGAUAACCACGACAUCAUCAAGGUUGAGACGAACAACCUCUACUCUCCGUCUGGCUCAACGGGUUCCUCUUCGGGCACCAAAGACAAGAAUGACAGGAAGAGCAAGAAGAACAAGCCGAUCACAUCGGCCAAAGAGGGAGGUAGCUGGAUGUGGUUCUUCUUCAAGUUCAUCAUCUUCGGCGUGUUGGUCGCUGGAGGCUACGUUGGAUGGACAGCCUACCGUGCUCGGACAAGGGACAGGUUUUGA
Molecule: messenger RNA, 969 nt
Organism: Ramularia collo-cygni
Lineage: Eukaryota; Fungi; Ascomycota; Dothideomycetes; Mycosphaerellales; Mycosphaerellaceae
Product: related to vesicular integral-membrane protein VIP36
Exons: 2
Coding region: 1-969 (322 amino acids)
Biological process (GO): Golgi organization; endoplasmic reticulum to Golgi vesicle-mediated transport; endoplasmic reticulum organization
Cellular component (GO): Golgi membrane; endoplasmic reticulum-Golgi intermediate compartment; COPII-coated ER to Golgi transport vesicle
Molecular function (GO): D-mannose binding
Source: RefSeq, a predicted model, not a curated record